GCUCCAGCUUGCUCUGGGCUCUGUUGUUGUGCAGAGCUGCAGAAGGCCUGAUAGAGCCAGCUAGACAGAGAGAGAAGGAAGGGAGAGAUACAGAGACAGAGACACUGUGGGUCCAGAGCUUGUGUUUUCAUUUCAUCACCCAGUUCAACCAGCGACACCAGAGAGGAAGGGGACAAAGGGAAGAGGAGGACAAACAGGAACUUCAGUGACAGGGAAAGUGAAAGACAGGCAAGGUGAAGGAGGAGAAGGAAGGAAGGAAAGGGAGGGAGGAAGGAAGGAGGCUGGGGCAUGAGGAGGGGCGCCUGACUGACAUUGCUGCUCUUGCUAUCAGCUCACACACACACACACACACACACACAUACACACACACAAACCAACGUAGGUAGACACACGCACACACACACUCUGCUGGAUUGUGCACUGCACAGUUGCUGCUCUUUUUUUAAUUCCUUUGCGGAGACUUGUCCUCCAUCCUUUCUUCUCCUCUGAGCGAGAGGACAAGAGAGACACAGAGAGAGGAGGAGGAGGAGGGAAAAGGACGAGGAGGAGGAGAAGAAGGAGGAGGGGAGGCAGUAACCCUCUCCUCUCCUUUACUCAGACACAGCAGAGAGAGAUAGGGAGAGAAGAGUAAAAAAAAAAAGAGAGAAGGAAGCUUUCUGUUCUAUUUCGCCGUCUCCUGUGGUCCCUUGGCCAGCGAGCGGCUAACAGGCACCGCUCAUGUCCGUGAACUCGGAGAAAUCCUCGUCCCCCGAAAGGCCUGAGACCCAGCAGAAAGCCCCAGUGAGUGCCCCUCCUCCCCCGCCACCCCCUCCGCCUCCGCCUGAGCCGGCAGGGCCUCCGGAGCCGGAGGAGGAGAUCCUGGGCUCCGACGAUGAGGAGCAGGAGGACCCCGCAGACUACUGCAAAGGAGGGUACCAUCCGGUGAAGAUCGGGGAUUUGUUCAAUGGGAGGUACCAUGUGAUCAGGAAGUUGGGGUGGGGCCACUUCUCCACCGUAUGGCUGUGCUGGGACAUACAAGUGAAGAACUUUGUGGCGAUGAAGGUGGUGAAGAGCGCCCAGCAUUACACAGAGACGGCCCUGGACGAGAUCAAACUGCUGCGAUGUGUGAGAGAGAGUGACCCCAUUGACCCCAACAAGGACAUGGUAGUCCAGCUGAUAGAUGACUUCAAGAUAUCUGGAGUCAACGGCAUACAUGUGUGUAUGGUGUUUGAGGUGCUGGGUCACCACCUGCUGAAGUGGAUUAUUAAAUCCAACUACCAAGGUCUGCCUCUGCCGUGUGUCAAGAGCAUCAUCAGACAGGUCCUGCAGGGUCUGGACUACCUCCACACAAAGUGUAAAAUCAUCCACACGGACAUAAAGCCAGAGAACAUCCUGAUGUGUGUAGAUGAUGCUUUUGUCAGGCGCAUGGCGAUGGAGGCAACCGAAUGGCAGAAAGCUGGAGCCCCGCCGCCGUCCGGAUCAGCAGUUAGCACAGCCCCUCAGCUCAAACCGGUGAGUACAACAGAUGUGGGGAAGAUCUCCAAGAACAAGAAGAAGAAGCUGAAGAAGAAACAGAAGCGGCAGGCAGAGCUGCUGGAGAGGCGGAUGCUGGAGAUUGAAGCCCUGGAGAGAGAGGCCGAGAAGAAGGAAGAGAGAGCCAAAGAAGGGGGGGAGAAAGGGGCGCUUGAACACAACCGGUCUUCGCCGCUGCAGCCACCGCCACCGGGUCCCAGCAUGGCCCUGGGAGAGAGCGACGAGGAUGACGAUGAUGAGGAGGACGGGGAAGACGAGGAGGAGGAGGGAGGAGAGAGGGAGAGGCCCAUUAGGUUGACUAAUCAUACAUGCGCAGCACCUCCCCAGGAGCAGAGCGAGGUACCCCACAUCACUGAUGGCGACCCCGACGAGGAGGAGGAGGAAGACGACGACGAGCCCACACCUGUCGCUGAAAAAGAAGCCCCCAUUCCUCCCACCUCGGAGGAAGGUAGUGGAGAGCCAACACAAGCAGAUGUGGAGGAAGAGGAGGGGGAGGAGGAGGACGAGGAGGAGGAGGAGGAAGAGGCGGCAUUGAAAGGAACAGAGGAUGAGAAUGAGGAAGAGGAGGCGGAAGAGAAGGUAGAGCAGGAGGAAGAGGAAGAAGACGAGGAGGAGGAAGGGGAGGAGGAGAAAGAGACUGAAAGAGAGGAGAAUGCAAAAGAGGAGCCAAAGAGUGAGAGAAAAACGGAGAAGGAGGCAGUGGUGGAAGAGGAGGAAUCAAAGGAGCAGGAGCAGGGGGAGGAUGAGGAGGACGAGGAGGAGGACGAGGAGGAGGAGGAGGAGGAGGAUGAGGAGGAUGAGGAUGAGGAAGACGAUGAUGACGACACGACCACCGACCUCGUCACAGAAAACACGUCCCCUAUCAAACCCCACAACAACAAAACCAAUUUGGCCAAAACCAACGGUCACGUAUUGUUGGGUUCUGAGGGACUGAAACCGAACCCUGGCACCCCUCCGCCCCCCUCGCCCACCCCCGAGCCCCUCCUCUGCCCCCUGGUGGAGUCUGAGCUCAGCUACACAGACAGGGACAACUCUCUCAGCUCUGGUUAUGAGAUGUAUAAUGGCGAGCUGUGUGAACCGGGGUUGACCAACGGCUCCAGCGAUCGCCAUCUGGGCACGAUGCCCCUCUUCCCUGACUUGCCCCUUGAUCCUGAGCCGGGAAACCCCAUGCCAGUUGGGACGGCAGACAUCGGAGCAGGACCGUCGCCCAACAGCCCCGCUGCUGACCGCAGUCGUACUGUGUCAUCCUCGAGUACGGGAGACACCCCCAAAGUCAGGGCCAGAGCUGCAGACCUGCUGAUCAACCCAUUAGACCCACGCAACGCUGAGUCUAUUCGAGUCAAAAUUGCUGAUCUCGGAAAUGCCUGUUGGGUGCACAAGCACUUUACAGAGGACAUCCAGACGAGACAGUACCGUUCCAUUGAAGUCCUGAUAGGAGCCGGUUACAGCACUCCCGCAGAUAUCUGGAGUACUGCCUGCAUGGCGUUUGAGCUGGCAACCGGAGAUUACCUGUUUGAGCCCCACUCUGGAGAAGACUACUCCCGUGAUGAGGACCACAUCGCUCUGAUCAUGGAGCUCCUUGGGAAGGUCCCACGCAAAGUGGUCGCUGCCGGGAAGUACAGCCGAGAGUUUUUCUCCAAGAAAGGUGAGCUGCGGCACAUCACUAAGCUGAAGCCGUGGUCCCUGUUUGACGUGCUGGUGGAGAAGUACGGCUGGUCGCAUGAAGACGCCGGACACUUCACUCACUUCCUUCUGCCGAUGCUGGAGAUGGUGCCCGAGAAGAGAGCCUCGGCCGGCGAAUGCCUCAACCACCCCUGGCUCAACUCGUAGCCACAAACUCUGAUCAAACAUCCUCCUCCCCUUGUCCCCCAACAGUUAGCCCACACAUCACCCCCUGGUGGCAGCCUGUGGAAAAACAGUACGGAGAGAAGCUGGAACAGUCAGAGUAGAUGAGAAAGACUUCAUCUUUCCUGCCCUAUCUCACACAUGCACCCUUACAUGCUUAUCUGACAAUAGGUGUAACUCCUACACAGCUCCCUCCAUCUCUUCCAAAAAGGAAUGUAAAGACAAGCUUAUGGAGAUAAAUUGACGUAGUAGCUGUGUCUUCCUAAACAUCUCCCGAAAAAAGAUUCAGAUCAUUUGAGGAUGGAUGCUGCUCACACCGUAAGAGGGAGAAGUCAGGCUCUGUCCAAAAGACAUGUGCUAUCUUCUUCUCUUCUGCCGUCAAGAUGUCAGCCAGUCCUCUCCAUCUACCCACCUAUCUCCUCCAAAUUUUCAGUUUAACUUGUUUGGAUCCAGUCUGGGGCCACUGACAGCUGCUGAUCUUUUCAGUGACGUGAAAGAAAAAGUCAACGAGAAACCCAGCUGCAGCGCAGACAGCCCAGAGCUCCAUCUUCCAUGACCUUUUACAUAGCCAGGGCCUCAAAGACAGACAAAUGUGUGUGUGCGUGCGUGUGUGUGUGUGUGUGUGUUAUUGUGUGAGAGAAUGAGCGUAUGUGCCUGUGCACAAGAUCUGCCUACACAGACCCUUUUUUCCUCUCUUUCUAGACCAGUAGCCCCGCCUUCCCUCCCUCACCCUGCUGUGGAAGAAGCACCCACAUUGGACUAAAUGUUUACACCCUCAUUUCUUCCAAGAAUCCAGUCCCAAAAACUUCUCUUUACCUGUUUGGUUCCCCACUUCCUCCCCCCUUAAAUGAGCUGCAUGCUCCUGCUGGGGGCCACCACAGAGAACUGGAGGGCAGCCAGUCCUCCAGGGGGCACCACACUGACAGUUGCCACUCUGACAGAGACAGAUAGAUGUCCGGGAUGAGCAAAAAAAAAAACAAAAACAAAAAUAUAAUCCAUUUAAUAUGGAGGAGGACUGCUUGGUCUUUAAAGACUAUUUUUAAAAUGCAUGGAGAGACUGAUGGAUCAGCAUGAACGGAUAUGACAAAUGGACGAUGGAUGCAUUAUUUUAUUUGUGCAUUUCGCUGUUUUUUUUUCCUGUUUCAUCCCCUCUUUUGGACAAUCUGUUAGACAGAAUUAAGUUAGGAUAUUUUGGUGCCCCUCUGAGGAAGGUCACUGUGUUACAACCCCUUGCUCCUUCAGAUUUUGACAUUCCUAAAUCUUGGUCCUCUGCCAUCAUUCCUGACUUUUAGUCCCCAGAACAAUUCUGUUGAGUCCUGCUGUGGCACGUUUACCUGAUUUGAUUGGUACUAUUCCCCCUUUUUUCCCCUUUAGAGGGACCCUUUGAUCCCUGAGCUUCUCCAGAAAGGGGAUGGUCACAUGGAGGUUGCACUUGUCUUUGUAGAUGUCCUUCAGGGAUUUGAAACCUUUGUACAUAGAACUGAGAUCUGGCAACGCCGAUAAGCGACCGUGGACAAAGUUUCAACACACAAGCAUCAUUCCAAAAACACAGAGGCUGUUGUUGGCAGAACUUGACUUCCUCUGGUACAGUGAGAGGGGGGGGGAGGUAACGGCCGCCAUAGCUCGGUCCUGGAGGAAUGUUCAGACUGAAUCGUGCCACCCAGUGGCUGAAUGAGAGUACUGCAUCGCCACACACUGCUGCUGCUCUCAGUGCCAACGCUCCAAGACGUUCCACUAUAUCUCUCCACUUAAUCUCUGUUUCUCUGUCACACACAGACACACAAAAACUCGCAUCAUCACGAUUAGUCCAGUUGCCUAUUUUUCGCAAUAAAUGAAAAAAAAGAUGAGUAUAAGUAAAUGGUGAGAUAUUUUUAAAAACUAUUUAAUUCAUUAAAAAAAGAGGAAAAAAAAAGAAAACAACUUUUCUCUGGUUGUUGUGACUGUGACAGAAUCUCGUCUUAUACUGAGGUGAUUGUGUUUGUCUAUUAGAGAUGUUUUUAUUUCUUUUGUCAUUAUUACUAUUAUUAUUAUUAAUUAUAAUUAUUAUUAUUAUUGAAAAGAUUUUUUUACACAGUUGUCACCUCUCCCCUCCCUCCUUACUUGAACAGUGCUGCUCUGUCUGGGCUCUGAUGGUGAUGAAAAAAAAAUCAACAGUUUUGCAAUAAAGGGUAUGUGAUGAGUUUUUUUGCACCAAAACCUCCUGAUCUCACUCUUUCAGCCAUGCUGACUGUUCUUCCUGAUGACAUUGACAGAUUCGCGUCUCUUGUCUGUGUUUUUCAUUGACAGAUUUAAUAAAAUUGUAAAUUAAUGGA
Molecule: messenger RNA, 5669 nt
Organism: Seriola aureovittata
Lineage: Eukaryota; Metazoa; Chordata; Actinopteri; Carangiformes; Carangidae
Gene: srpk2
Product: SRSF protein kinase 2
Exons: 15
Coding region: 718-3342 (874 amino acids)
Biological process (GO): protein phosphorylation; regulation of mRNA processing; spliceosomal complex assembly
Molecular function (GO): ATP binding; protein kinase activity
Source: RefSeq, a predicted model, not a curated record